This is a messenger RNA of Melanotaenia boesemani (Boeseman's rainbowfish), 3913 nucleotides long. Its product is annotated as gap junction delta-2 protein-like. The coding region runs from base 1294 to 2286 and encodes 330 amino acids. Gene Ontology annotation, biological process: cell communication. The record is from RefSeq and is a predicted model, not a curated record. NCBI's taxonomy places the organism in Eukaryota, Metazoa, Chordata, Actinopteri, Atheriniformes, Melanotaeniidae. Gene Ontology annotation, cellular component: connexin complex. The transcript has 3 exons.
GGGUGUUGCAUGCACAAGGAGUGUGACAGAGACCGAGCAGUGAGCAAAAAAGAGGCUCAGAGACAGAGAGGAGAGCACAGAGCAGAGAUGAGGACCGAACACUGAGACAGAUUUAGUUGUAAGGACUGAGAUCUGCACACGAACGUGAGUAAAAGAGGGCAAAGAGGAAGUAAGUGAAGGUGGAAGGAGAGCAGGAAGGGAGGGAGAUAAAGGGAUGCGAGAUGAUGAAGCCCAGAAAUAGGUUUCACAGGACAGAUUUUCAUCCCUGCUCUCUGCAGCAGACAUGACUCUGGGCAUUGGGCUGUGCUGAAAUUAGCCCGAGGGACGACACGGGAUAGCAGGUCUGCAGCGAACUGCUUUGGUUCAGCCUCACUGGAUGCUGCAAGGCAGCUGAUUUAUUACGAGGGGCUGGGUGGCAGCAUGCUUGCGCGCACGGGUCUGAGUGUAUGUGUGUGUAUGCAGGUUUUUAUGGGUCUGUAUAGCACUCAGAGCUGCAGGAACGACCAUUCCUCCAGUCAUGAAAUGACAUUCAGCAGGCAGGAGCUUUGUGUGCUGGUGUGUAUCUGCAGUCCUCAGUAGGAAGUGGGAGAGUGGGAUUCAGAGCUGUCAUUGUGAGAAAGUGUGUGUGUGUUUACAGUGCUGCUCGUUGAGGUGAGCCAAGGAGGAUCAGCUGUAGGCUAUGUGGUGUGCGAGUGUGUUUAGGUUAUAGCAGCAAGGGUGCAGCAAAGGCAGUACACAAUGCAAGGACGAGUGCAGAGCAGCACUGAUGGCAGGGAGUACAGCUGAAGUACAAGGAGUGCCCUGGGGGUAGGGUGGAGGACGAAAGAAGACAGAGGAAGGGAGAACAGCGAAGGGACAGAAAGAGACAAGUGGAAAAGAGAGGGCGAUCAUGGCUGUCAUACAGUGAGCUAUAGCAUAUGCUGUAGCGCAGAGCAGAGUGGUGCGGCAAGGGGAGGACAAGCAUCACUGCACUGGGGAGGGGGAGAGACUGAGGGAAAGAGGAGGGGGAGGCAAUCAGUUCAGCACCUCUCCUUCACAAGAGAGGGAAGCACAGUGGGACAGGCCAAGAAGAAGACACUUACUCCCAUUCACUGAGACGCACUGACGAGGAGCCAGGUCAACGUGUAGAGGUCAAAAGGGAGUUGGUGUGGGACAGGGGGGGUUGGUGUGCCCCUGCUGGUCCACAACAGUGCAGGCUGGUCCUGCAAAAGAGAGGAACGAGUUCACCGAAAAUUGAAGGGUUGGCUUCCGAAGUCCCGUUUCUCCUGACUGCGCUGCCGCCUUUUCUUCACCAUGGGAGAAUGGACCAUUUUAGAGAGGCUGCUGGAGGCAGCUGUCCAGCAGCACUCUACCAUGAUUGGAAGGUGGCCAGAAAAAGGAGACCAAAGGGAUGUCCGUGUUGCUCUGUUUCUGCUGGAUAUGAUCCUGCUGACAGUGGUGGUGAUUUUCCGUAUUCUAAUUGUUGGAAUAGUGGGCGAGAAGGUGUAUGAAGAUGAACAAAUCAUGUUCAUCUGUAACACCAUGCAGCCCGGCUGCAACCAGGCCUGUUAUGACAAGGCAUUCCCGAUCUCGCACAUCCGCUACUGGGUGUUCCAGAUCAUCUUGGUGUGCACGCCGAGCCUGUGCUUCAUCACAUAUUCUGUUCACCAGUCUGCUAAAGCCCGUGAUCGAAGCUAUUCUCUCUUGCAUCCUUACAUGGAUCACCACGGUCACGGUCACCAUGGCCGCCAUCAUGACCAUCACGCCCGCAAGCUCCAUGCUCGCAACAUUAAUGGCAUCCUGGUGCAUCCUGAAAGCAGUAAGGAAGAUCAUGACUGCUUGGAAGUCAAGGAGAUCCCCAAUGGACCUCGGGGGCUACCUCAAACACACAAAAGUGCAAAAGUACGAAGGCAAGAAGGCAUCUCCCGUUUCUACGUCAUCCAGGUUGUGUUUCGCAAUGCACUGGAGAUUGGCUUUCUGGCCGGGCAGUACUUCCUAUAUGGCUUCAAUGUGCCAGGGAUGUUUGAGUGUGACCGCUACCCAUGUGUGAAGGAGGUGGAGUGUUAUGUCUCUCGUCCAACAGAAAAAACCGUCUUUCUGGUCUUUAUGUUUGCAGUGAGUGGCAUAUGCGUGCUGCUCAACCUGGCAGAGCUCAAUCACAUUGGAUGGAGGAAAAUAAAAACGGCCAUUCGAGGUGUGCAAGCCCGAAGGAAGUCCAUCUGUGAAGUGCGCAAGAAGGAUGUGUCACACCUGUCCCAGGCCCCAAACCUGGGCAGAACCCAGUCUAGUGAGUCAGCUUAUGUCUGACAGAGGCUUCUCUGCCUGGGAACUCGAGGACCAUUGAAAUUUUGGAGAAGAGCUUUUCCCUGGCGUGCUCAGUAGAGCAAAAAAUACUAAUAAUAAAAAACAACCCCAAAAAACAAAUAACGAACAAUCAACAAACUGGCCAUUGAACUUUUUUCAGGUGCACAGACUUUGUGUUGCCACAGCUGGACAUUAAAUCACCAAGUAGACUUCUUUACACCUUCUUUACAAACUGAAAACUGUGUUGCUGUCUCACCUCAGACUCAUAAAAUGAGAUUCCUGCUCUGCCUAGGAGACACUAGGUGCCUUCAAACAAUCUAACAGAUGAAACUGAGCAAAUGGUUCAAUAAUAUUUAAAUCCUGUAAAGAAAGUCUGAAGUUGAAUUAUAUGAAGGUUUUUAUCAUUUGCCUUUAAUGUAUGUCAGAUAAAGAUUUUUCAUAUAUUGUAUAUGUCCAUAUGCAAAGGGUUAAGCGUGUGCAUGCAUACGCAUGUGAGUUUGAAAAAAAAAACAGCUUGUCUCUGAUUUAUUCAGACAAAUGAAUGAUGAGCUAAUCUGAGCUACUGAAAGAAAGAUAACGUUGCCACUCAUUGUCCACAAUUAUUGAGAAAAGUCACUUGGUAGAGAAAACAAAAGCACCUUUUUUAAAACAAACUCCAAAACUAAUAGCACUAAAAGGACCAAUGGAAACUGGAACACAUUAUUUAUUGUUGGUGUUGCAGAUCUUUCCUGAGAAAAAUGUCACUGUCCUCCAAAUGUUUUCUUUGUGUGUGGUUUUGUUUAUCUUUUGGCAUUAGGAGUCAGUCAAAGAACAGACUGGCAUGGGAUGUCUGGGAGCUUUUGCUUAAAUUGAUAAUUGUUGAUGAGUUUAAUGUUAUUUUCAUCAAUGUGUCAGAUCUCUGUAUUGCUUCUAGCACCUGCAAGACUUACUGCUUACUCUCAGGAGCCACUGAGAAAAGUCAGGAAAAGUGUGCCGGUGUCUCCACCUUAGGUUUAUAAAAUGAUUGCAGUCGAAAGCUAAUGAAUGGAAUAACUUGCAGAUCUUUUCAGUAAAACAGGUAAAGUAGUAGAGUCACAAAUGUUUUAAAAUAUAACCUCAAGCUUUUCUUUUUUUUUUCAGAAGCCAAUUUGGUGCCAUUUUUCAAAGUUACCUGUACAUAGAUGAAAUGUAGUAAUUACAUUUAGCCUUUUCCCUAGGUCGUAGAGAUAGGCUUAAUGUGGGUGGGGGAAAACUGGGGCUUGGGAGGGCCCAAAGAUUAAUCAUAGAUUUCCAGCUUUAACAAUAUGUAUCAUUAAUGUGCUCUUUGUUAUGCCUUCACCCCCUAAUGGAGACUAUAUGUUCCAAAAAGUGUUUUCCCCCUCUUUGGACUUUGAAAAAGGCAUGUUACUGAAGCACUAAUAGAAUGGAUAGAUUAUGAUAUGUAACUUAAAAAAGAGAUUGUUUAAUUUAUUUGCAUCCUGCUCCUGUGAAAUGUUAUACUCAGCAUGCGUUAAGAUGAAAAAUAUAAAGAGAUACGAACAAAGAAUCUUAUUAUGGGAAUCCUGAAAGUGAUAACCUGAAAGGUGCCACAAUUGCAGCAAUAAUAUAUAGUAUGUGGAAAAAAAUAUGUAAAUAAAUGAUUAUGCAGUGA